AUGCGGUCUACUUUCUUUACGUUGGCUACGGCCUUCACCUUGACUAGUCUCAGUGUUGCUCUUCCUGCAGAGCAUGAUGCUGGGUAUUACAACUUCCUUUCGAGACGAGCUGUUAGUCCUGAUAACACCUGCGGAGUGGUGAUGGGCCAAACAGCUGGGUACAGCUGUGAUGCCAGCGCUAACGAGGGAGGAUGUUGCUCUCAAUAUGGGUACUGUGGAAACUCCAGCACAUAUUGUGGCGAUGGCUGCCAAUCUGCUUACGGUAUAUGCGACGCUCCUGCGCCAGUCCUACCAGAUGAUGACUUCACAUGUGGCCCUCUCAAUUCAAACAAAAUAUGCUCUGGAUCACUUUGCUGCUCUCAAGCUGGGUAUUGCGGCAAUACAACCGACUACUGUGACACGGGGUGCCAGUCCGACUUUGGUAGCUGCACUACUGGUGCAGAUGCACCUGAGAACUCGGAGACAUGUGGCCCAAAUUUUGGCAAUGCUGUAUGCAACAACAACCAAUGUUGCAGUAUCUCUGGUUACUGCGGAACAACAGAAGAAUAUUGCCAGGAUCCCGGAUACUGCCUUCCCGGCUUUGGACGAUGUGACUCAGAUCUGACGCCUGCAGGGCCAUCAACUGAGAACGCCCUUCGGCCAGUAAAGGGCUCUGUCAGUUACACAGACGAUAUCUAUGAUUGUGUUAAGGAUAACGUUGUCGCAUUGACAUACGAUGAUGGCCCGUCCGAAUAUACAUCUCUGUUGUUAGAUACCUUGAAGACUUACGGAUUCAAGGCCACCUUCUUCAUCACCGGCAACAAUAACGGCAAGGGAGCUAUUGACACAACCGCGCCUUACCCCGACUUGAUUAAGAGAAUGAUUGCCGAGGGACAUCAAGUCGCGUCUCAUACCUGGUCUCACUACUCGUUGUCGAACAUUACACACGACCUUCGUAUAUCACAAAUGGUCAAGAACGAGAUGGCCUUGAACAACAUCAUUGGCAAAUGGCCAACGUAUAUGAGACCACCAUACUCGGACUGUACACAAGCAUCUGGGUGCUGGGCUGAUUUACAAGCCCUUGGUUACCACCGUGUCUACUUCGAUCUUGACACCCAGGAUUACCUCAACCCGCUACCAUCGCAGAUUCAGAAUUCCAAGAACAUUGUUAAGCAACGGCUUGCAGACCAGACUGCUACCGACUUUUUGUCAAUCCAGCACGAUAUCGUGCAGCAGUCGGUUGCGAAUUUGUCAUCAUACUACUUCGACUUGAUCAAAGCAAAGCAGUGGACCGGUGUUACUGUUGGCGAGUGUCUUGGCGACGAUGAGGCCAACUGGUACAGAUCUCUCGACGCCUCGUCCUCAACCGUUGCAGGAACAUCAACAGCUACCUCAACCGUCAAAGCAACAUCUACGUCCAUCAAAACCUCCGUGGUACCAACCACCACCAAACCAGCAACUGUAACCCCCAAGCCAACGACUACUCAAGCAGCUACAACUGCUAAGCCAACAUCUACGAAAGCUCCUACGCCAGCACCAACUUGUGCCGUCAAAGCCGGUUCUUGGUGUGGAACUAUCGAUGAAUUCGAUGACAAGAACAGCUGUAACUCAGCCAAGAAAGAUUGUUUGUCUGAUUUCCUUGGCUGUGUCAAGACAGCCGGUAUCUUCAAUUUGGCCUCAUGUACUAAGUACAAUGCCAUUUGUUUGAAGUUGACCGCUUAUUGCUUGAAGUGCUCUUGGGGGGCUUGCAAUAACGCUGACUUUGGAUACUAA
This is a messenger RNA of Glarea lozoyensis ATCC 20868, 1752 nucleotides long. Its product is annotated as Glycoside hydrolase/deacetylase. The record is from RefSeq and is a predicted model, not a curated record. Bases 1 to 1752 code for a protein of 583 amino acids. Lineage: Eukaryota; Fungi; Ascomycota; Leotiomycetes; Helotiales; Helotiaceae. Gene Ontology annotation, molecular function: hydrolase activity, acting on carbon-nitrogen (but not peptide) bonds; chitin binding. The transcript is spliced from 3 exons. Gene Ontology annotation, biological process: carbohydrate metabolic process.